ACUGAUGAGCCAGAAGGAAACACAGAAAAGAAGACACACUACAACAAGAACACUAAACACACUCUGAAGAUGCUGUGCUCUCAUGGAUUCCAGUCUGCCCUCAGUCCGUUCAUGGACUUCUACUGGCCUGUACAGAGUCUGAGGUCAGAGGUCAACCCUCUACUCCAGCAGCAGGACCUACUGCGAAGAAACCUGCAGGAGCUCCACAGCUUGAUGGACACACUUCAAACAGACAUUCUGGAGGAGCCUUUCCACACUACUGUGCAACCCGCAGUCUCCUGCCAUCUGCAGAAAGAGGGGGGGCCCUUUGGCCUGACUUUGGACACUCAAGGCUUUUCUCCAGAGGAGCUGUCUGUCAGGCAGGAGGGCCGGAAGCUGAGAGUCAGCGGGAAGACGGAGAAGAAGCAGGAGGACGGGAAAGGCUGCUACUCUUACAGACGCCAGGAAUUCACUCAGGAGUUCGAUCUGCCUGAAGGGCCCGACUCUAAAGCCGUCUCCUGCUACCUGGCUCCAGACGGGAUGCUCCACAUCCAGUCAGCCGAGGCUCUGUGUGAGGAGGAGGCGGAGAGAGAGCUGACUAUCAGGAGGAUCGCGGAGGAGAACACACAGCAGAGUGUGUGUUCACACACAGAAGGCAGCGGCACACGAAACCCUGAAAACAUGGACUGAUUGAAACACAUUUUGUAAAAGUUUAAACAGAAAGUUUUAUGCAAUUUUCUUGGAAGAUGAAUUAAUGUAUUUUUUGUAAAAUAAAUAAAUGCUUUUAAAUUUAAAA
Eleginops maclovinus (Patagonian blennie) is the source of this 775-nucleotide messenger RNA. RefSeq names its product heat shock protein 30-like. The record is from RefSeq and is a predicted model, not a curated record. Gene Ontology annotation, cellular component: cytoplasm; nucleus. Gene Ontology annotation, biological process: protein refolding; response to heat. NCBI's taxonomy places the organism in Eukaryota, Metazoa, Chordata, Actinopteri, Perciformes, Eleginopidae.